AUGCGUGGCCUCAUGGAAGGACGAGAUGCGAUCGAAGCCGAAGGCGUCUACAUUGGCGGCUGGUCAUUUAAGAAGUUUUGGACUAACGUGAGACAGUCCAAAAACGACGUUGAGAAUGUCAACGUUCAGGUUGACUGGACUGCAAAAGAAGAGAAGGCUCUCGUCAGAAAACUCGAUUUGCGAGUCCUACUUCCAACAAUGAUCUUGUAUUACAUGGCCUAUCUUGACCGAGCCAACGUCAGUGUUGCAAACGUUAUGCAGGCCGGCACUCCGAACUGGAUCCAGAAUGAACUCCAUCUCAAAGGUUCUGAUUGGAACUGGGCCAUAUCAAUUACAUACUUCGCUACUACGGCCUGCUUGAUCCCCUCCAACUUGGCGAUGAAGAAGUUCGGCGGCAAGAUUUUCUUCCCGGCUGUCAUGAUCGGCUUCGGCGGUGUUCAAGCUUGCAUCGCUGCCGUGCAAAACAGCUCUGGCCUUCUGGCAGCACUAUUCUUUCUCGGUAUCCCUGAGGCCGGGGUUGUGCCUGGAGUGGUGAUGUACUACAGCUUCUGGUACAAACCGUCCGAACGGGCUUUCCGGCUGGGUCUCUUCCACGCGGCCAACGUUCUUGCGUUGGCGACCGGAGGUUUCAUCUCCAUUGGCAUAGAUCAGCUGAACAACCAUCUGGGCCUAUCAUCGUGGAGAUGGCUGUAUAUUAUUGAAGGGGUCUGUACUGUUACUCUCGCGCUGCCAGUAUUUAUCCUCGCCCUGAGCUUUCCUGAAACAUCUACGGCUUUGACAGAGCGGGAACGACAUAUUGCGACCAACCGUCUCGCCCGCGGAGCUACUCGUCAGACAGACAGUACCUGGGAUACUCAGAGCUUCUUAAGCGUGAUGAGCCGGCCGAGCACAUAUGUGUUCUUCCUGGCAUACAUCUGCUUGUUGACUCCGUCGAUCGGAACGUCGAGCUUCUUGCCCACGAUCUUGAGCAAGACUCUACACUUCUCUCCUCACAAGUCAGUCGAGUAUGCCGCAGCAGUUGCAUUCGUCACCAUGGCUCUUUAUCCUUUGUGGUCUUGGCAUGGCGAUUUGACGAGAGAGAGAAUGUGGCACUACCUCUUGUGCAUUGUGGUAGCAAGCCCGUGCUAUAUUGUGUUCGUAUACAUUGGCGCAAAGCAAUCCUUCAGUGGAAUCUCGCCGCUGUCAGUGUGGGGCUGCUCCUUUUUGAGUGAUAAGGUCACCUUGGCUCAGCCGGCAGCACUCACCUUCCGGUCGAUGACAUUGUACGGUGCCUCCGAGCAAGCCAUUGGUGGAGCCGUAACACUCGCUGGCCUGUCCGUGGCGAGCAUUAUUGGCCCACAGCUCUUCCCUGCCUCGGAUCAACCGUGGUAUACAGCAGGCUUCGCGGCAGCACUGGCUCUACUCGUCGUGUCAUUCAUCUGCUACGCCAGCCACGCCAUGCCGCUAAAGGCUCUGGAAGAUGCUCUCGCAGCUCACGUUUCCGAUGCUGUGUUGGCUAACGAAUACCAGAUGGCCGCCGCAGAGGCCAAGGAGGGGCACGGCGAGGCAUCUCACGUGGAGACGGUGAUUGAGGGCUCUGAUGCAGACUGCUCGUUGCCUUCGACGUCCCCAGCGUCGGUGACCAAGGAUGGAUACAUCAACAGUGCGUUCUACUCGCGCAAGCACUACCUGGAGGAUGAGAUCCCCGGGUUGGACUACAACAACCCCGGAGGGGACAGCUUCACGCUGGAUGAGCGAAAGAUGAAGUGCUCACAGCUGUUUCAGGCCCUAGAUCUACCACCCAGCCAUGUUCGACAAAUCCUUGUUGACGCCUACUUCGAAUUUUGCUGGACGUGGAUGCCUGUCGUUGACGAAGGCUUUCUGCUCUGCACUUCGACUGACCCGCCUUCGAUGCCAGUGCUGCAGGCGGUGUUUCUCGCCGGCGCUCAGAUGCGUUCCAAUACGGCGACUAUCAUGGCCCCAGAGGAAUUGUAUGUGCGAGUCAAAUGCCUUAUCGAUGUAGGACUUGAACGGGAUCCUAUCAAGACUCUUAUGGCUUUGUGUCUUAUACAAUGGUGGAAUCCAACGAUCCCAACCGAUGUUUCAACCAACUCCAGUCGCUUCUGGGCGUCAUACGCCAUCGGUCUGGCAUUUCAGGUCGGCCUACAUAAGAGACCGAGAAAAGCACUGGCUGAUGCAGGGUUGCGCAAACGCAUCUUUUGGACUUUAUACGUCCGUGAUAGCCUGAUAACCGCAGCGCAGGGCAAGCCACGCCAGAUCAAUAUGAAGGACUGUGACUUGGAGCCGAUCACUAUCAGUGACUUCCCCAACCCAGAAGAUGUGCGAGCAAAAGUCUUCGUCCAGUAUGUUGAGAUCUGUGGCAUAGUAGGAGAUCUGAUGCAAUUGCUGCAGCGUCGGCGCAAUACUCCGUUGCAAGCUGAAAAGGAAGACAUCGCUCGACGGCUGCUUGACUGGAUCGUCAAUCUUCCCUCUGAAUUGCAUCUUUACGAUAGAAGCAGUGGGACCCGCCGAGCAUUCGAUUUUCCCCUGGUACAACUGCACAUUCCUUACUUGGCGGCAGUGUGCCUAUCCUUUCGGCCCAGGUCCGUAUUCAAGGUCUCGCCAACCAACACCAUUGCACUGGUAGCUUCUCGCAUGUGCGUUAGCUUGUUGGAAGAAUGCUAUCUGCGCGAUCUGGUCGGCCAUCUAGGGGGCAUGUUCUGCUGGUACUCAUUCGUGGUAUCUAUCCCACAGCUGGCGUGCUCUGUCGUCCCCUCUCUCGCCACAGAGUCACAGCAGGAUAUCGACAGAAUUCUCAACGUCCUUCGGUUGCUCGGCGCAAAGUGGCCUUCUGGUAAGAACAAUCUCCACAACAUACAAACGAUGAGAACUGCGAUUCAUGGAGGGAUUUCGCUUUCCGCUCUGGCCUCAACUCAAUUCAAUGCUCUGGACGAAGACACUACUCCCGGCCGCUUUUCACCUCUCAGCUUGAUCCAGCCGUUUGGCGAGAAGGUCACCAAUAGCGUUGCCGAUGUACAGAGAAAGCUUGCAGAUGCUCAGUUGUUAGAUGCCAGUUGCUUGAGCAUGGACAUCGCUGCCCCCAUAUCAGUUAACCACGACUCUGUUGGGGACAUAAACGAGCCAUUGAGCAUGGCAGAUUUCGCAAUGGAUGACGAGAGCUGGAUGUGGAAUCUCGUUGACAACCCAUCGGCAAUGACUGGUGUUGACGAGCAGACGUUUGAUUUGCAAGCUUUGAUUAACUGUUAG
Messenger RNA from Zasmidium cellare ATCC 36951, 3246 nucleotides. RefSeq lists its product as uncharacterized. The transcript has 7 exons. Gene Ontology annotation, biological process: DNA-templated transcription; transmembrane transport. NCBI's taxonomy places the organism in Eukaryota, Fungi, Ascomycota, Dothideomycetes, Mycosphaerellales, Mycosphaerellaceae. The record is from RefSeq and is a predicted model, not a curated record. The coding region runs from base 1 to 3246 and encodes 1081 amino acids. Gene Ontology annotation, cellular component: membrane. Gene Ontology annotation, molecular function: DNA binding; transmembrane transporter activity; zinc ion binding.